UGAGGUGAGACCUGCACACCGGCAGCACUGUGGAAAUGAGUCAGACAGCAAAAGAUUUGCUGAUUAUCUACGAGACGGAGGCCAGCAAAUGGGCCUCCUACCUGCAGUCAGUCUUCACUGGUCCCAUCUCGGCGGCCGGCAUCUGCUGCCUCGACAUUACCGAGGCGUCCUGUCAGGGCGACGGCUUCCUCGGGUUGACCCAGUACACCUGCAAGCUCCUCAUCCUCUCCAAGGGCUUGCUGGAGGGUCUUUGCCAGAGCUGGCGCUCCUUUCUGGCCCAGGUUCUGACCCCCGGAGCCCGUGUGGUGGUGCUGCUCUGUGGGGUGGGAAGUCUGACACCUUUGCUGGAGGCGGUGCCCCUGAAAGGCGACGAGUGCCUGCAGAUCUCCACCGAACAAGACGCUUCGUACUAUGUGGCCACCGUGACGGACAUUGUGACGAAAGGUGUGUCAGCCUCAAAUGUCAGGCCCGAGACGCAGAAAUCGCCGGGAUCGGAGGAGAAGGCGGAGAAAAUGCAGCCAGCCGGAGCUGAUGGUGUCACAUCCAGCAUUGUGGUCAUUCCUCCCAGAGUCCCCUGCGGGAGCUCCACAGAGGUGUUCGUUCUUUUGAAAAAUGAGGCGGCUGGCAGCAACAUCCAGGUUGAGUUCAUCAGAGUGAAUCAGAAGCUGAUGGUGAAGCCUGUCCGCUGGAAUGAGAGGAUCCUGCGUGUCCGAGCUCCAGAUUUCCCCCCGGGGAAUGUGCGUGUGAACGUCUACAGUGGUGAAGUGCUGCUGAACAACACACAGCUGCAAUACUACAGCAGCAUGGAGGAGAUCAGCUGCCUGCUGUCGAGCGUCGCAGACCCUGUAGAUUUCAUGUGUCAGGCUCUUCAGGUUUCAUCAGUGGACGAGCUGGAUGAGAGGUUAUCUUCCAUGCUGCUGGAGGGGCUGCCCACCGGAGGCUUUCAGGGACUGCAGUGUGAAAACACACCUGACAGAGAGCUCCACCACGCAGAUGUUCCCUCGCUCCUCCACUUCGCUGCUCGGUAUGGACUCAGAAGCCUGUCCGGCCUGCUGCUGCAGUGUCCGGGCGCCGGACGAGCUCUGCAGACGGCCGAUCGCCACGGACAGACUCCCACUGACCUCGCCGAGAGUCACGGCCACAAAGAACUUCAUGUCCUAUUGAAGGAAACUCUGAGCAUGCUCACCUCGGGCGAGGACAGUGGCGAAGCCAGUGUGUACGAGAUGAUGUGCAACACAGAUGCACAGAACAUGCACCGAGUAGAGGAGGAAGAGGAGGAAGAGGAGGAGGAGGAGGAUCUCUACGCACCCCUGGGAGUGAAUGAUGAAUACGACACCAUCCUGAACCCAGCCAAAGUGGUGAUGAUUGCGAAUCGCCCACCGGCGCCCACGCCUCGGCCUGAAAGCACCCAAGCCAGGCAGGACAGAACCCCCUACAUCGCUCAAGUGUUCAAUAAGAAGAAGUGCCCACAGGGUGGAGCUGAUCUCUAUUCACUCCCCAGUAAACAAGCGCAGGGACGGGAACGCAGCCCGGCUCCCACCCCUGGCGCCCCGGGCCCCAGGCAGACGCAGGGGCCUCAGCUGCUCGCUCAGCUCCAGCAGAGGGUGAAGGCGGGCCCGCUCUCUGCGGACGACCGGCAGGAGGUGCAGGGGGGCGUGGAAGCCAAGCAGCAGGAGAAGCUGAGUCAUCUGCCGGCCAGCAGCUCCAACAGCAGAGCGGACGACAGCGGCGCCUAUGAUAAAAUCAACGCCGUUCAUCACGCGCCAAGUUUCGCGGGGAAUGAAAGUCGGAGAGGGAGCCCACCGGCGGAGCCUCAGUUUUGCAGUAAGCCACUUAAAGGACAGCAGGGAGAUGUCUGUUGGAAACCUGAAAAAAGGUGAAGCUGCAUCUCACAACAAAGACGCUUUCGCCACUUCACCGUGAUCGGCUUCAAGACGCCUUCGCUGUGUUCGCAUGAUUUUCUUUGUUUCAUGAAUGGUUGAUCAGAUUACUUAGCUGUACGUACCGGGCAACAUAGAGUUAGUUGUCUCACCCAAGGACAAGGUGAUGCAUAAAAACGACCGGAUGGGGAAUCAGAUUGGAUUGUAAGAUGACUUCUGAACCACAUCCACCUCUCAUUCUCACUGCAUCUCCCAGCUUGGCUUUUUUCUGCUUUUAAUGAUAUUUUUCUUAAUCUGUGAUGUUUUAAAGGAUGCCACCUUAAUAAAAGUUAUUUCUAAAUAAGCCAUUCAUCCAGGUUUUUAGAGCCAACAUUCUCAUGAGCCCUGGAUGGUUCUGUUCCCCUGUAGAGGGCGCCACGCCUCUAGAUAUCUGCGGCGCCCAGGCACAGUCUGGAGCAGCCAUGACAUCUGGUGAGCACAGGAGCACCUGCUGACCUCCUGUUGGCUCCGAGGCAAGCCGCGGAAGAAAAUACAUCCAUACAUGUUUAUGAAUGUAAAACGGAAAGGAAAAACACUCACGCGGAAGGUGAGAGCAUCAAUGAAGUGCCUCUCGCGGCGCCCGACGGCCAAACAGGAAACACAUGUGGAGGCUUGGUUUACAUGUCAGGAUUAAUCUGCAAAUGAAGCCCAGAAAAAAAAAUCUAAACUGUAACACUACCAGAUCUGCUUUGUGAUGAUGAGCAGAAAUGCUUACAUAAGCAGGAGACAGAAAUUAAAGUGUUGGGUUUUUUUUCUUUCUUCAUUUGGUUCAGGUGCAGGCACGUUGUAUAAUUCAUUAAAUAAACCUCAAGAGGGCCUGUUUUAAAUCACUGCCACUGAUUAUGG
Messenger RNA from Salarias fasciatus (jewelled blenny), 2765 nucleotides. RefSeq names its product B-cell scaffold protein with ankyrin repeats. The record is from RefSeq and is a predicted model, not a curated record. The transcript is spliced from 16 exons. The coding region runs from base 36 to 1880 and encodes 614 amino acids. Gene Ontology annotation, molecular function: protein tyrosine kinase binding; signaling receptor binding. Gene Ontology annotation, biological process: negative regulation of B cell activation; negative regulation of phosphatidylinositol 3-kinase/protein kinase B signal transduction; B cell activation. Lineage: Eukaryota; Metazoa; Chordata; Actinopteri; Blenniiformes; Blenniidae.